GAAAGACGCCUCCUAUGACGUCUUUUGGGUCCUUUGACGUCACCGUGUAUUAUUUUGGGAACUGGCUGCUACUUACCUCUUGAACCAAACUGCGUGUGCUAAUUAUCUUACAUGUCACUUUUGAAACCAAACGCAGUUGACUGGUUUAUAAUUCAAAUGCUGCAUUACUUUAGUCUUCAGCUAAAAUAACCGGUCGAACGUGUCUUCGUUAUUUUGCUCAUUCCUGGUAGCUAGGAAUGUUAGCGUGCUCGCUCCGAGGCUAAUAACAAUAAGAAGGCUUGUCACUUUGAUUUAUGUCUGAUUCUGUGCAUAUGAAAUAUACUGGCGUUGCUUUGCCAACGUCCUUAAUGGUCAGUAGUAUACAUUAUUAGCUCUUACUUGUGGAUAACAACAUUGUAAUAUGGCGGAUUCGAGUCUAACUGAUGUCACCGUGAAGACUCUGGAUUCACAGAGCAGGAGCUAUCAAGUCGGGGGCGAGUUGACUGUGAGGCAGUUCAAGGAGCACAUAGCGUCAUCAGUGGAGAUCCCAGUGGACAAGCAGCGGCUCAUCUACCAAGGCAGAGUGCUACAAGAUGACAAAACGCUGACUACGUACAAUGUACACGGAAAGGUGAUUCAUUUGGUGGAGCGUGCCCCACCUCAAAGCACCGGGACUGGCUCAGGGGGUGCAGAGGUAUCCAAUGAAGGGACAGCAGAGGACAGCAGCGGUCAUAUUGCCGCCUCCCCACCUCAAGAUCGCAACGGUUACGUGAUGCUCGGGACUUUCAACCUCCCUGUCAACUUUUUGGAACCCCAAGCCGUACAGCAGAUGAUGCCUGGAUUAGGUGAGUCUGGAAGAAAUGCCCGGGUCAGCACCAGCACAGGGAGCAAUGGCUCGCUGAACGUGCAGAUUAAUUUGGACCAGUCGGUGCAGAGCGAAGCUCGGAUGAGGGUGCAACUGGCUGAGAACCUGCUUCGGAGUGCUCACGCUCUGAUCCAAAGGCUGGAGGGUGUUUCCGGUUCGCAGGCAGAAUCAGAGUUGCCUCACACCUCUUCAUCCUCAACAGCAUCGUCAACCUCGGGCAGAAUCGCUGAAGAAUCACUACCCAUGGAAACCAAUGCUCCCCCUGCUGCAGCAGCAGCAGCAUCCACCUCAACACAGACUGAAGGGGCACCCAACACACCACCCAAUCACCUGAGGCCAGCAGAGUUUGUUGCCAUUCUGUCUGAGGUGCGGAGGGUGGAGGAGAGGUUACGUCCUUUCAUAGAGAGGACCCACUCCAUCCUCGGGGCGGCCACGUCGGCAGACUACAACAACAAUACACAGGAACGAGAUGAGGAUCAACGCGUUCUCAACAUGGCUGGAGAUGCGCUACGUCUUCUGGGCAAUGCUUUGAUUGUGCUGGGUGACCUUCGCUGCAACCUGGCGAGCCCUCCUCCACGUCACCUGUAUGUGCUCCGGCCCGUGACUCAGCAUAGCCAUCCUGUCCUAGUCCGGUCCGGUCUGCCGCACGUGCCCAUUCCGGUAAACGUGGGCACGGCAAACGGAGGACCUGCUGGAGAAAACCUUGGCCGGCCAUCUCGAUCCGAUCACCUCCCUUCCGCGCAGGCUCCGCCGCCUCCUCCUCGUGCCAACGAGACCACGGAAGGAGCCCGGGUGAUCAGGAUCACCCACCAGACUAUGGAGCCUGUCGUCAUGAUGCAUAUGAACAUUGAUGGUGAUACAAGUUCUGGACCGCCAAAUGCCACAGGUUCAGUGCAACCAGGUGAGUGCGUCUUUGGAGUAACGUUGAUACUCGCUAUGCUAAAACUAAACUUUCCAUCCAUCCAUCCAUCUAUGAACUUGCCAGGAUUGCCCCCAGAGUUCAUGCAAGCCAUCGUCCAGCAGAUCUCCCACCAAGCAGCUACCGUGGCGGCGGCGGCGGCUUCAGCCAAUCAAGCGACACACACGACGGGCUCCGCAGUCGGUCAUGAAGGGAUGGCUUCUUCGGCGCCGCCCGCUCAGGCCAGAGUGAUCUUCACCAGACCACCGUUCUCCCCCCAUAUCUCACAUCCUACGGGAACGAGAGGGACCUCCAUCAACCUCCGUGCUGCAAUGCCUGUAGCAGGCCAACAAGCAGGACAGGGCACACCUGUAGUUGGCUCCUCCCUCGCCCAGAUGAUCAGCAACCUGGUGGGACAGCUUCUCGUGCAAGGCGAUACGACAAGUUAUUCAUCUUCAGCCAGCUCCCAGUCAUCCGAAUCCUCCGCAUCUCCUAUUGGUCCCUCUGUCAACACUACUGGCCAGGCGCCGCCACCGCCAUCGGCACCGGCACCACCGCCAUCGGGAGUAUCUGUGGAUCAACCACUAGGUGGCAGUGCUGGGGCAAACCUGGCCCAACUCCUGGGCUCUAUGCUGCCUGGAAGUGGAAGUUCUGCUUCUGGUUCUGGUUCUGGAGUGGCACCCUCCAUCACUGUCACUCUGCCUGGCUUAUUUCAGAACAUGUCAGACUUUGUGCCGCCGGCUGCCGGCGACACGACGGAAGAGUCCGCCUCGCAGACAGGCGGCUCUCUGAGCCCGGAGCUUUUCACCGGCAUCGUGCAAGGAGGGCUGUCGACGAUGACCGGCUCGCUCGGGGCGGCGCAGCAUGGCAACGGAGAGAGCAUCGCACAGUUUAUUCAGAGUCUUUCUCAGAGCAGCAAUCUCUUCACACCUGGAUCGGGAGGGGCCGUGGGCUUCUUUGGCGACCUGUUGUCUCUGGUGUGUCAGAGCUCUUCCAUGAUGGACGUGGUGCUGUUGCUUCACGGAAACGCUCAGCCUCUGAGCCGCAUCCGUCCCCAGCUGACUGAAUUCUUCAGCCAUCACUACCUGCGCGGCGGCCAAGAGCCCACUGACGCCAACGUGGCUAGAGCAGCUGAUGACCUCAUCAAUGGUCUGGAGGAGUACAUUGCGGAGAGCUUUUCAAAUGUGGCGGUACGCGAUGGAGUGGACAUCGUUCAGAGCAACCUAGCUUUCCUCAGGCAACAGCUCACAGGGAUAGCCUCACAUGUGCUGCGCUGCAAUGAUGCCACCUUUGGCCCCUCUCUGCUGUUGCUGUGCACCCAAGGUCUGUUUGAGUGUCUUGCCCUCAACUUGUAUUGUCUGGGAGGAGAGCAGAGAGCUCUGACCGCUGUCAUCAACCGCCGCAUUAGGAGAAUGUUCUCAGAAGGGAAUCCCAGUUUGUUGAACUGUUUGACCAGUAUGAUGUCUAUGAGGUUGACUCCUAUUCUGGAGCACAACCCAGUUACCCGGGAUCACAUUCGGCGCUACGUCAUACUCGUAUCGGAAGACCAGAGGGCAGCAGCAGCAGCAGAAUCAGCAGCAGCAGCAGCAGCAGCAAAAGCAGACACUGGACAACAGCCAGCUGAGAGUCAGAAUGUAGAGAUGGAGGAGACUUUCUCUCCAGCAACCACAGCAGAGGAGGCCAAGGCAUGGUCCGGUGACGGCCGAGAGAACCCGCCCCCGGGAUCUGCCGUGACCCCGCCCGGACGGCCGGAGCUGACCCGGGAGGUGGAGCCGUGGGCAGCGUCUCUUCCACCGGAAUGGGUUCCAAUCAUCAGGCACGAUCUGCAUUCUCAAAGGAAGCUCCGAGCACAGCCGCCGCUGUCUGACGCCUACCUACACGGGAUGCCCGCUAAGAGGAGAAAGAUGACGCAGGGCCAAGGACCCCGCCUCUCCUUGUCAGACGCCGUCAGUCGAGCCGCUCGCUCUGCUGGAGCCCUGCCGGUUACUGCCGCAAACAGCCUCCAGGGAGAGCUGGAGCGUCCCGAUUUGCAGGAUGCCUAUGCCACACAGGUCAAGAAGGACAUCAAAGCGCGAGUGCUCGGAGAUCCCGACUACAACGCUCAAAAGUUCCCCAACACGCAUCGAGCUUUCUCCUCAGAUGACUCUUAAUCUGCAGAAGAUGCAUAGCAGAAUGUGAACACGAGUCAAGUGUGUGUGUGUGUGUGUUCCUGUGCUCAAAUAUUUGUGUGACGGAUGCUUUCAUUUGACAGAGUCAUUCUCAUUUUGGGAGUAUUCGAAAAAGAUUCAAUACCAGUGAGCAUUUGGAAAGUGGAACGUGUUGAGAAAAUGAAAUACAAAAUGUUUUCUUCGAACAUAUAAAACAUGGUACAGUACAAACGUGUUACGUUAGCUUUUAAAUUGCUGUCAAGUUGAACUUCAUGUUAUAACCCACCUCAUGUCGUAGAGAUCAUUACAUCAGAUGAAAAAUGCUUUAACUCAUUUGUAUUUUACUCUUUUACAUGAUGAUUUUUUCAGUCAUUCGUAUUUUACUAUUUUAUAGUGAGCUUUAAUCAUGUUCCAUAGCAGUAUUAGAUCAGCUUCCCGAUGCAGUGAAGGGGAUAUUACGUCAAUAUUUGGAUCACGCAACAAGCGGAUGGAUGGAAAUAAAGUCUCUUAUUUCAAAUGUC
Messenger RNA from Syngnathus acus (greater pipefish), 4410 nucleotides. It is a transcript of the gene bag6l, whose product is annotated as BCL2 associated athanogene 6, like. Gene Ontology annotation, cellular component: BAT3 complex. Bases 401 to 3892 code for a protein of 1163 amino acids. The record is from RefSeq and is a predicted model, not a curated record. The transcript has 24 exons. Gene Ontology annotation, molecular function: misfolded protein binding; polyubiquitin modification-dependent protein binding. NCBI's taxonomy places the organism in Eukaryota, Metazoa, Chordata, Actinopteri, Syngnathiformes, Syngnathidae.